GCUGGGGUCGGGGCGCGCCUGUUCGGCUUCCGCUAUCGCUCUGCCAGCCGCCGAUGUGGAGGCGCCUCUGAGCGUGUGCAGAGUGUCCUCCGCCAGGCCCCGGGAUGGCUGCAGAGGAGCUGGAGGCGGUGCUGAGCGGCGGGGGCUGGCCGGUGCCCGGCGGGGGCUGCUGCGACUCGGGCCCUCCGGAGCCGCCCGAGCCGGCGCGCCUGCGGAGGAACACCUGCUACAUCGUGCUGGCCGUGCUGCUCAACGAAAAGAACGAAGUGCUGGUGAUGCAGGAAGCCAAGCGCGAGUGCUACGGGACGUGGUACCUGCCGGCCGGCCGGAUGGAGCCGCAGGAGACCAUCGUGGAGGCCAUGCAGCGGGAGGUGCAAGAGGAGACGGGCCUGCAGUGCCAGCCCCGCACGCUGCUGGCCGUGGAGGAGCGAGGCCCCGGCUGGAUCCGCUUCGUCUUCCUCGCCCGACACACCGGUGGCACCUUGAAGACCUUGCAGGAGGCCGAUGCGGAAUCCCUGCAGGCCCAGUGGUGGGACAGGGAGCGGCCCAACCUCUCCCUCCGGGCGCGGGACAUCCUGCCCUUGAUGGAGCUCGCGCUGCAGUAUCAAGCCGGCCCGCCGCCUCACCCCGCCACCUUGCCCGCCGAGCUGCCUUGUGCAUUCAUCUGCCAGCGGCUCCUGCUGGUCUUUGUGGGCGCCAGUGAUGCCUUGUGGGUGCUUCUGGCAACGGCCGGAGUUCUGCACCUCCCCGUGGCAGUGAGCAGCACCGCAGAGCUGGGCAGCACCUUGCUGGUGGCUGUGCGUCAGCUGCUCCGGAAAUGCCUGCCUCAGUCCCAGGCAGCCAUCCACAUCCGAGGCCUGCUGGGGCUACAGCACCUGGGCAAGGAGUCGGGGCAAAAUGAUGGCAUCUGCUUCAAUGUGGUGUCAACGAUGGGGGACCCGGGCCAGCCACCGAAGGAGGCGCCCCCAGAAUUGCAGAGCAAGGACUUCAUCUGGUGGGAAGUUGGGGAUGAGGCGCUGCGGAGCAAGGUUCUCCAGAGGUUCCACACGUCAUCCUUUAUCCCCAUUCACAGCUAGGCACCCUCAAGCCAGGGGGGGGGGGAGCACUUAAGGGGUGGUGGUGGUAUUGCUUAGCUAACCUGGUUUGGGAAGAGGGAGAACCUGGCAGUUUAGCCAGCCGGGGUUCUCCAUAGAGGUCUUGACAGGAAUCGGAGCUUCCCGGCCCAGGUCAAAACAACCCGUCCAACCACUGCUUCAUCCCGCCCUGUGUUAAGCAGUGUGUUUCUGAAUGACACCCUAUACUUUGGGGCUGGUUUCUGCUUCAGCAUCUCUAAUGGGCCAAGCUCAGAUGUAAACCUUCCCAGCAGUGCCAGUUCACAGGCAACUGCAGCUCUCUCCUCAUUACCUCAGGAGAGACUGGAAUCAGCCCUGAGCUGCGUUCUCUGCCCUUGUCUUUUCAGCACCUGGCCAAGGCUUUUGCACCCUUCCAGGUGCUGGAUCUGCUUCCCAGUCGCAGAAGCGUGAGCUGCAGGAACAGUCCAAACCACCCCCAGGCCAGUCUCUUGCCAGUCUCAAUUUAACAGCUACUUGCACUAAAAGCUCACCAGUUAAACACCCACAGCUUAGAGGCUUAUUUCAUAUUUUUGUGGUUUCACUCUCUGCAGAAUGUGACUGCUGAGGGGGACACAGCCAGCUGCUCAAGCUUCCCCCAAAGCUGCUACUGGCCCUAUACAGUAGUGGAAGUGAGCCCAACGAUUGUAGUACAGCUUGUUUUUUAUUUCAGGCACAAGAAAGAAAUGUCACCUAUGUAAACAGUAUUAUGAAAGCAGGGAAAUCUGGAAGCAAAAUGUGGAAAUAACCUCCCCACCCACCCCCAAUGUACAGGCUGGAUAAAGGCCGGUUUUCCUGCUGUAGUGUAUUGAA
Elgaria multicarinata webbii is the source of this 1922-nucleotide messenger RNA. RefSeq names its product nudix hydrolase 18 (gene NUDT18). The transcript is spliced from 3 exons. Gene Ontology annotation, molecular function: 8-oxo-GDP phosphatase activity; 8-oxo-dGDP phosphatase activity; magnesium ion binding. The record is from RefSeq and is a predicted model, not a curated record. NCBI's taxonomy places the organism in Eukaryota, Metazoa, Chordata, Lepidosauria, Squamata, Anguidae. The coding region runs from base 105 to 1076 and encodes 323 amino acids.